Molecule: messenger RNA, 531 nt
Organism: Penicillium hordei
Lineage: Eukaryota; Fungi; Ascomycota; Eurotiomycetes; Eurotiales; Aspergillaceae
Exons: 1
Coding region: 1-531 (176 amino acids)
Source: RefSeq, a predicted model, not a curated record
AUGUUCGACAAACUCGAAUUUAUCUUCAUCGAAGACAAGGCAAAGUUCGAUGGAGCUUCCAAGGAGGAACUACGGACCCACUUCCAAGAAUGGGUGGCUGAUAGCUUCUCGGCUGAGAACCCACGCGCUGAUCGGAUGCUUCUAUAUGACAAUGAGCCCGUUGCAAGAUACCGAUUCUUCUUCGAAAUUGACGAGGAUGCAUUGCGCAGCUGUAGUUCUACUAAAAGUUCAGGCAAUGCCAACUUUGUCGAUGGCUUUUCGUUGAGUGAAGACCACCCUGGUAAUCUUAACCUUGCCGCACAAAAGAAUCUUGAACAGUCGCAGAAUCAAGUGGAGGUUAUUGAAGGCUGUUCGGAUGUUGACUGGAUGAGAAUGGACAUGUCAUUUUUCAUGGACCCUCAUUUUUACGCAGGCAUGAGCAUGUCGGUAAAGGAUAUGUGGCCUUUCUUUUACGAGCGCCCUCCUGCUAUUGUAUCGAACAGCAAGCUGAUGCUUUUGAUGCAAUUUCAGUAUUCGGCUCGUAGGCGGUGA